Striga hermonthica is the source of this 1581-nucleotide messenger RNA. NCBI's taxonomy places the organism in Eukaryota, Viridiplantae, Streptophyta, Magnoliopsida, Lamiales, Orobanchaceae. The record is from the annotation of a GenBank genome assembly.
AUGUCGAGGAUAUGUCUGCCGAUUAAAGAAAUUACAGAUGCCACCAAAAACUGGACUGCGCUUAUCCAGGUUGUUGAGAGGCCACCCGUUCACGAGAGCAAAAAUGAUUCAACAAUGCAUUAUCGCAGAUACUUAUUUACAGAUGAAGAGGGCACGAAAGUUGCUGCAGUUGUUUACAACGCUGUUAUUCAGGAAUUUAAGCCACCGUUGCUGAUGCCAUACAAAAGAUUUUAUGUUUCUGGAGCAAGAGUACGCCCAGAGAUACCACUGUAUCAGGUUGGUGAUUACAAGUACAAGUGGAAUCUGGUUAAAGGUACCAAUGUAGAAGAAUAUGAAGAACCCCUGCCUCCACAACUUCCGUGCUCAAUUGAAAUUCAUCCAUUUGCAAAUUUGCAUAAAUAUGCAGAUACGGAGAAUCCCAGAAGCUUGCUUGCAGUUGUUGUUCAUGCUUUUCCAAUAAAGACUGUUGGUUCUAACACAACACGCGAACUGAUCGUUAUCAACGAAGAAAUGAAACCAAUGCUUUUUACACUAUGGAAUCAGUUCAACAAGGAUGAAGGUGAAACGCUGGCUAACACAAUUGCAUCAGCUAACAUUGUCCUCGCCAUGAGAAGCAAAGUCAGCACAUUUCAUGGAUUGUCGUUGUCGACUAAAGUUGGGACUUGCUUGAUGGUCAAUCCACCUAUACCUGCCGCAGCCGAUCUCAAACAGUGGUAUAUUCAGAACAAAGACAGCGUUGCAAAACUUAUCGAUGAAGGAGCAUAUAAGAACACAGACAAAUUAUACCCGUGGCCUGAAAGCACUGAUAUAAUUACUGUGCAAAACGCAUUGACCUCCAUCAAAUAUAGCAAGACUUGUUGGGUCACCGGAAAAAUCAAGCUUGCAGGCGACAACAAAUCUUUAUGGGCAGCCACGUGCAGCAACUGCCACAAGAAUUAUAAUAUGCCACCAAACACGACAAUGAAAUGUCGAAGCUGCCAGGCAAAUACUUACGUUGAAGCAAGGUGUCGGAUUCCAAUGGCAAUUAAAGAUGCAACAGGAACUAUAUAUGCAAUGAUCUACGGGACUGAUGCAGAGAGAAUUAUCCCAUUCAGCGGGCAUGAUUUGUAUGAAGCAGAGAAAAAUGGCCAAGACUUAAAAGGUGAAAUUGAAGCAUUGAUAGAAAACCUCAGUGUUGUCUGUUUCAUUAAGUAUACCGAGUCUGCUUAUCAUACAAUUCUAAAGCUCUAUACCACUGACGACAUGAGCACCGAGAAGAAUAUGCUUGAAGAACAACCCUCCAAAAAAACCGCAGCCAGUUCAUCAUCAGCUCAGGUUGUGGAAAAACAACUCUUCACCCCAACACUCAAAAAUGUGCUUCAGUCCGUUGCCAUGAAAAUUGAGAAAGAUCCAAACAUAGGAAGUUCAGAACCACCGGUUAAAAAACGCAUCAACUUUGAAAGCCAACCAACGGCCUCCUCCUCAAUCACAACUGCCACACCACCAAAACAAGCUUCACCAAAACCAAGUCAGAUCAAUCUUCAACCACAUACAGAUCCACCUGCCAGCCCUUCAAAGAAAAGUCGACCCAAGAUGGAUUGA